Molecule: messenger RNA, 8953 nt
Organism: Neolamprologus brichardi
Lineage: Eukaryota; Metazoa; Chordata; Actinopteri; Cichliformes; Cichlidae
Gene: clocka
Product: clock circadian regulator a
Biological process (GO): regulation of transcription by RNA polymerase II; circadian regulation of gene expression
Cellular component (GO): CLOCK-BMAL transcription complex; cytoplasm; nucleus
Molecular function (GO): E-box binding; DNA-binding transcription factor activity, RNA polymerase II-specific; protein dimerization activity
Source: RefSeq, a predicted model, not a curated record
CGCUGCGCAGUCAACCGUCUGCAGCGCCACUGGCUGCAGGGAUAUCCCGAUGAAAGAGGAGACUACUCGGGGUGAAUUCGGACAAGUUUUAACUACAAGUUUUAACUAUAUUGAGAUGGAGGAGUUGGCGAAUUAAGCACCACUCAAAGACAAAAGACUCAGAUGUUGCUGCCAUGUGCCAGACUUACACCCUAAGCAGACGAAAGACACAGCACCCCGAGGAACUUUUAGCUAUUUUCUGCAGCCUGGUAAGAGAGACUUUGAGAGACUAUCCUCCAAGACUCAUAAAAGCACACCCCUAUCACAGAGUGUCCACCUGUACUCUACCUUCACCCAGCAGCACCUUCCUCAUCCUCUCACAGAACUGGCUGUACUGUCAGUAAGGUUUAUUCACAAAUGUCUACCUCACGAUUAAAAGACCCCUCACCGACACUGCGACCCUGAACAGGAUACAAAAUGACCUCGAGCAUUGACCAGGAUGAUAGUAGUAUUUUUGAUGGGUUAAUGGAAGAAGAUGAAAAGGACAAAGCAAAACGCGUGUCCCGUAACAAGUCUGAGAAGAAGCGCAGAGACCAGUUCAAUGUCCUCAUCAAGGAGUUGGGUACAAUGCUGCCGGGCAACACCCGGAAGAUGGACAAGUCCACUAUUUUGCAGAAAAGUAUCGACUUUCUGCACAAACACAAAGAAAUCGCAGCUCAGUCAGAGUCAACUGAGAUCAGACAAGACUGGAAACCUCCUUUUCUUAGUAAUGAAGAGUUCACUCAGCUGAUGUUGGAGGCGUUAGAUGGAUUUUUCCUUGCAAUUAUGGCUGAUGGGAAUAUAAUCUAUGUCUCUGAGAGUGUGACUUCCCUACUAGAACAUUUACCAUCUGAUCUUGUUGAUCAGAACCUGUUAAAUUUCUUGCCUGUGGGGGAGCAUUCAGAGGUGUACAAGGCUCUGUCCUCUCAUGUCAUGGAAGGAGAAACAUUGACACCUGAGUAUCUUAAAACAAAAAAUCAGCUAGAGUUCUGUUGCCACAUGCUCCGAGGGACAAUCGACCCCAAAGAGCCCCCCGUGUAUGAAUAUGUAAAGUUUAUUGGAAACUUCAAGUCCCUGAAUAAUGUGCCUAACUGUACCCGAAAUGGUUUCGAUGGAGUGAUCCAGCGAUCACUUCACUCUGCCUUUGAAGACAGAGUGUGUCUCAUAGCCACUGUGAGGCUAGCCAAGCCACAGUUUAUCAAGGAGAUGUGCACAGUAGAAGAGCCUAAUGAGGAAUUUACAUCCAGACAUAGUUUAGAGUGGAAAUUUCUCUUCCUGGACCACAGAGCUCCGCCCAUCAUAGGUUACCUCCCAUUUGAGGUCCUGGGUACAUCAGGAUAUGACUACUAUCAUGUAGAUGACCUUGAGACACUAGCCAAGUGUCACGAACACUUAAUGCAAUAUGGGAAAGGAAAGUCCUGCUACUACAGAUUCCUCACCAAAGGGCAACAAUGGAUUUGGCUUCAGACCCAUUACUACAUUACUUAUCACCAGUGGAACUCCAGGCCAGAGUUUAUUGUCUGCACACACACGGUCGUAAGUUAUGCUGAAGUAAGAGCAGAACAGCGCAGAGAGCUGGGAAUUGAAGAAUCACCACCUCAAAUCACCGCUGAGAAGCAAUCCCAGGAUUCAGGCUCCGAGUCCCAGCUCAACACUUUCAGCUUGAAAGAGGCCUUAGAGCGAUUUGACCACAGUCGGACCCCAUCGGCCUCGUCUCGCAGCUCACGUAAAUCUUCCCACACGGCUGUGUCUGACCCAGCCUCAUCACAAAUGAAGCUUCAGGGAGAUAGGAGUACACCAGGUCGCCAGUCGGUCUCUGCUGUGGAGAUGACAUCACAACGGAGAUCAUCUAUCAGCAGUCAGCAGUCGAUGAGUUCCCAAAAUACAGGACAGAACGUGGCGUCAUCCAUGGUUUCACAACAACAGCCGCAGCAGCCACAACAGCAGCAACAGCAACAACAACAGCAGCAACAGCAGCAACAGCAACAAGUUCCGACCAACAAUCAAUCAAUGGUCCAGUUCUCCAGCCAGUUAGAAGCCAUGCAGCACCUGAAAGAGCAGCUGGAGCAGAGGACCAGAAUGAUUGAGGCCAACAUUCAGCGGCAGCAGGAUGAGCUGCGGCAGAUCCAGGACGAGCUACAGAGGGUGCAGGGACAGAGUCUGCAGAUGUUCCUGCAGAAAGGGGCUGGAGGACUAAAUGUGAGCUCUGUACAGAUGGCCCAGGGGAAUGGUGGGCAGCAGGGGGGUACACUCAGCAUGCAGGGCCAGGUGGUUUCUGCAGGAUCUCUGCAAAACAGCAUACAGCAACAACAUGCUGUGCAGCCCCCAUCCCAGCAGCAAACACUCCUACGGGAACAGAACACAGCACUCUCGCAGCCUCAGAGGUCGUCGCACACGCUGCAGCCUCAACAGAAUCCACUGCCUGCAUCUCUCUACAACACGAUGAUGAUCCCUCAGCAAAGUCCUGCUAACGUGGUUCAGAUUGCCACAAGCCUGGCGCAGAAUACUGGACCCAACACUCCUGCUGUGGCAACAUUUGCACAGGACCGUUCGGCUCAGAUUAGGUUUCCUGCAGGCCCCCAGCUGCUCACCAAGCUAGUGACAGGGCAGAUGACAUGUGGGGCAGUCAUGGUCCCCACAACCAUGUUUAUGGGUCAAGUGGUGACGGCCUUUGCACCGCAGCAGGGCCAGACGCAGACAAUUAGCAUUUCCCAACAGGCUCCGCAGCAGCAACAGCAACAGGAGCAACAGAUUCAACCGCAGUCUCAGGUCACAGCCAUGCAGCAAGGGCAAGCUCCACUAACCCAGCAGCAAACACAGUUCCUACAGGCUCCUCGACUCCUUCACGGAAACCAGUCCACCCAGCUGAUCCUGCAGGCAGCGUUCCCUUUGCAGCAGCAGGGUACCUUCACGGCAGCAGCCCAACAGCAGCAGCAACAGCAUCAAACACAGCAGAAGCAGUUACAACAAAAGCAGCAACAGCAGCUGGCUCCUCACAGAGCAGAUAGUUUGUCUGACCGCUCAGCGACACAGCCGCAGUAACUAGCCAAAGCCUAUCAGAAGUGCAGUUAGCCAAACUCAGGUGUGGUUGAUGGGAGUGUAAAGUGCAGUUCUGCUGAAAGUGCACCACUGAAACCUCAGAGGAUGAGAAGUGGACACUGUGUUGCUCUGCUUCUCUCACGCGAAUCUUGUGCUGUUUGCACUUCACUCCUGAGCCCAGAGUACAACAGAGAACCCGGGAUGGGGCUUGCUGUGGCAGCAGGUUUGGCUGUGGAAUAAAGCCUUCCCUCCAAGAAAACAGGGCCAUACAAGGCCUGCAAAAGACUCCCCCUUACGCCUCCCCUUGUGUCGUGUGUGUCUGUGUUUGGGUGUGUGUGUGUGCAGGCGCGCAUGUGUGCUCUAGUCACCCUCACAGGAUUAUUUCACAGUUCUCCCGUUAGUGCGGUGGAGAUCUUUACUUCGAGGACGUCCUACAAAACAACCAAUUGUUUGUUUUGUAUGUUUUUCUUGUAAAACUAAUUAUGGGUCAGAAAAUAUUUUUAAGAAUGUGGUGUAGAUUGAACUUUGACUGUACAGAAUAUCAUGUGUAAUAUAUACUGUAAAUAUACUGAAGAAUAACUAAUAUUUUAUAUGAUGCAUGAAAUGAAAUGCAUAGUCUGUUAUUUGCAGCUUUGAAUAUGCUUUUUUUCUAAUACUCAGAAAAAAAGACCUGAAAAUGCUUAGUGGCUGAUAUUUUCACAGACUUCCUUUCUCCUAGGGGAUGUUUGUUUGUGUGUCUGCAUCAGACAGUGCCGAUGCUGUUUGUUGUGUCACAGUUUGUUUAAUCCUCAACCCCUAUUUUCACACAACUUCACAAAAUUAUCGACAGAAUGAUAGAAAAAUACUUUAGUUUUUUUAAAGAUGUGCUCAAGCACUUAAGACUUGAAAUCAAUGUGUGAGAUUUGUGUAUAGAAUGGAGGCAACAUUAAGCUAAACGUAUGCAACAGUAAGAUCUACUAACAUUAUCCUUCAUAUCAUCAUUUCUUAAUUUUUAGAACUUGAGAUCCCUCCAUUUCACAGCCAUCCAUAUCGCCUGUGUUGGCACCCAAGGAUGCUUUAUUUCACCUGUAAACAUUUAUACUUUUAGAUGUAUGUAAAUACAAAAUACUGACCUGUUAAAUAUGUUAGUAAGAGACAUGAUCUAGUUUUAAGCCAUCUAACUGUUUUAGCUGGGCACGCAGAACAAAAAGCAUCCACCCUCUCUAGGACUUACUGGGAGACACCAGUCAUCCUGUCAACCCGAUACAAAGAUCCCAUCCUAUUCCAUUAUAGCCUUCUCUGAGCUCUGUGGAUUAUCGGGAGAAGCCAGUUGCUCUGCUUUCUGUCUUGUCUGAUUGUCUUGUGAGAACUGCAGUAACUUUAUUUGGCCCCUUGAUGGCAGUGACAUGGAUAUAUUAUGGCUUUUUACAUUCAGAAAACAAACGUAUGAGUUACAUUUGGGAUUUCAUUUGCAACCUCUCUUCCGCAGACGAGGUGCUGAGCCAGUUUUACCAUUGUGCCUUUUGAGGACCAGCACACAUUUUGGCAGAUUUGAGAAUCUAAUAUCAUGAAGUGUUCCCAGUAGAAGUAGGUGUUGUUUCUGUGGGAGGAAAAUUGAGGCUUUAUCUGACAGUGUCUUGGUGUAGACACUUAUGUCACUUUGGGUUCCAUUUCAUGGUGGCUUUUUCUUUCUUUUUUUUAAACUGUGGAAAAACAUGUGAACCCAGCUCUAGAUCAUGCACUGGUACCACCAAACCGUUGCUUUUCAGCUCCUUAACACUUGAUGGUAUUCAGCAGCUGGAUGCUAACAUCGUCUGCUGGUUGAUGCUUUGCAGGUAAUAUUUGUUUUUCUAAACUGCAGUUAUGCAUCGUAAAACAUUCAGAGUGAGGACAAUGCAAAGCCAGUAAUGGUCUUUAGGCUCAGAACUGUAAGCACUUAAAUAUAAGCAGUCAUGUGAGCAACUGUCAUUGUAAUAACACUGAUUAAAGCUGCCUUAAAUUAAAAAAAAAAAAAAAAGAUUUUCAGGACACACUUAUAUAAUAUUAGGCCAAAUCCAGCAGUACCGGGAAGACGUUUUAAUUACCCAUUAAAUAUUUGCCAAAAGCUAAAAAGAACCUUGGAGUUCUACAGUCACAAUGGAAAGUUGGGGUAAGCCAGACUUUUAGUACACUCACCAUAAUUUGUAUCACCGAGCUAAACAUGGCAUUGAGGGGAUCAGUGUUACUGUAGACGGAGACCAUCACCAGGAUCCCCAGCAGACUCAGCCCUACGCGUUCUGGCUUAGUAGGCUUGCUUUGCAGCCUCCUCACCAUCUGAUCUAAUGCACUGCCAGAUGGUACGAAGCUGACAGUCCAACCUCCUCUUCAUCUGUGUGAAAUGAUGGGCUGAGCUCAACACAUGGCCACAAAGUCAGUCUUUGACAUCUGCUCCAAGAUAUCUUGUAAAACCGUGCACUCUUAUACCAUCUCCCCAGUAUUAGAGUGUAGCGUUCACAAAGGGGAAACCCUACCCGAUAGCAUAUGUUUUAUUUAGAAAGUCAGUUUUGUUCUAGGUCACCUUGAAUCCAGCCAUUUUCAGAAGACGGAGUCAGUUGUAUAGAGUGCUUCAAAGCACUGAAAAGUGAACAUUUUAUUCCACUGUUCCCAGUUUGUGCAGUACAGCAUAGAAAACCCAAGCAAGCAUCGAGUGUCAAUAAAAAGCGCCUCUACUCUUAUUUGCCGUUUAUUGCUCGAGGAUAGAGGAGCCUAUCAUGAUUUGGCACAAGCAGCAGCUUUUCUUAAAGGUUGACGCUGCUCAGGUUGGAUUAGGCUGGGAGGAAAAUCAACUGUCACAAGCAACAGCUACAGUUUCUACCACGAUAAUACCUCUGGGCACUUACAAUUCUUCAGUCUAACUACGCUGUUAAUGUCUGAAAGUUCAUUAUUCAAAACUUUGAAUUAUUUCUGUGACUUAUCGUUUAUCAUUGGCCACAUGUAACUACCAUUUUCAUUAACCUUCAUACUGCAGAUAAGGCAGCUACUGUAUGGGACCAGAUGAAGAAUAUAGAUUUGUAUAUUUGUCUUGACUUGGAGAAACAAUGCUUCAAAGUAUCUUCCUUAUCUCACAAAUCACCUUUUUUUUAAAAAAAACUUAAAAUGAUAACGGAACAAUAAUUUUACAAGAUUUAUCUGUAUCUGAUUUAGUAAGUUCCCUAAAUUACUAUCAAGUACAGAAUAGAGUGAAAGCAAACGUACAGAAUGCAUUAUGAUCCCAGAUCCCACAAAUGAUGACAGAACCAUUCUGAGUUAAUUAUUCAAUCUGUUUCUUCAGGACAACUCUAAAUAAAUAAUAAAAUCCAAAUCCGGGACAUUAAACUAUUAGACAUUCUCGCUUGCUAUCUCACCAGCCUCCUGUCAGUGCAAAAGAAAAAACAAACGAAAACGCUUGUAUAAACUGCCUCCUUGUUUUUAAAACCCACAAAUUACAUUUUCAUUGAAUCUCCAAUACCUGCUUGCUCCACUGUGAUGAUUCUGUGCUGCAUAAAUCGGAUUAUAAUUGGACCUCGUAGUCCUAAUUUUCCACAUAGCAUUUCUCUCCCUCCUCCUUUAAAAUCAGUGAUCAUACUACAACAGAUCAGUGUUUGAGUAAGACAACUGCUAUCUCCUGUUACGAAUUUCUGUAGAGUGAACCUCAUCCUGUGCUGCAUGCAAGCAGCACAUGCCUACAAGAAUGUAUUCAGUGUCAUUAACUUGGGGACUUCUUUUUUCAUGAGGAGGCGUAUGCCUGUGGGAGGCUUUGCACAUUGUAAGAUAGGAAAUACAGUAAAUAAGAGAACUUAAUUAUUUUUCUAUGUCUGGUAUAAACUUUAUGGAACUAUCAUAUAUAUAAGAAAUCAAAUAAUCUAACUUUUAAUGUGCAAAAAAGACAAUAAUAGAGGUUUAAUAAACAUUUGAAGGAUUUAAACUAACUGUGACAUACACACAAAGACCCCAGAAAGUGCUGGUUAAGACUUGGAAUCAAAAUCGAAUUAAAAGUGUGUGUAUAUAUAUAUCUAUACAUAUACAUACUUUUAUGUAUAUUUCUUUUCAGUCUUUAUUCAGUGUUUAUACUGAGUCUUUCCCUGCCAAUUAAGCAAUAGUGAUUUUUUUUUUUUUUUUUAUAAAACCCACAAUGACCAAUUUAUAUAUAUGUAUAAGGGCAACUUGGGCUUUUAAAGUUAUCUGUGGGUCACUGGCAAGUCUCAAAAACAAGUUGGGGAAAUGUUGUCCAGGGAAACCUCAGGACGCAAACCCUAAAUCAAAGAACACAGUGAAUUAUGUUCAGUGUUGUGUAGUUCUGAUGUACACACUAGAAACUCGGUGUUCUCUCUCUCUCUCUCUCUGCUUUCAGUUCAUAUUUUUGUGGCUUUUUUUGGUGGUUUGGCUCAAGUAAUUAACUGCUGCAGUGCGCUCAAUAGCAAAAAACAACAUUAAAUAUUUCAUGACUACAUCCCACACAAUGUGGUCACACCCUGAUUGAUGACGGGAGCAGGACUUUUGAACUCCUGUAAUGACGUCGGUAGUUCAGGUUUGACCAGAAGAUCCAACUUCUGAUUUAACUUUGGUAACGAAUUGAAAUCUUUGGUUACAUUGGAGAUAAAAAUACACCCUUUGUAAAGAGCUUUAAGUCAUGUCUUUUUGAGUUGUUAAUAAACCUCUCUCACUACAUUAUAGGCAAGUCUGAUCACGUGGUUCUAGAAAAAUGUGCAGAUAUGAAUUAAUAUAUUUAAUCAUUGUUAUGUGAAGCUGAAAAACACAUAUAUGCAUGGAUUAUUUACUUCAAGCAGAAUAUUUGAGUUACAAAUUGGCAAAACUAAUAUCUAACUCUAAAACAAUCAACUCAAUUCAGAGCAGUUAAUCUCUUAAUCAUCAAUAAAUGCAUCUAUUACAACUUUAUAACCACAUAAUAGAACCUAUUCCAGUUUUCUUUCUAAAAAACUUUAAGAGUUUGUAGUGAAUGCUAAGGCUUCCAGUUUGUUCUAUGAAGCACAACUGGGAAAUGUUGCACUAAGCAUCCACUACUGACACCUGCUGUUUGUUAUUAGGUUAAACACCUCAGCUCAACUUUAAUCACUGAUUAUAUCCAACAUUUAGAAAUUGUACACAUUAGGCAUUUUAUUGCACUCCAGUGUUAUAAAGACACUUAAAGAGGACCUAUUGUGCUGAUUUCCUCCACCAUUGUUUUUUGGUAAAUUCUUUGACAACAUUACCAUAGCUUUGCAUGACUCAAAGUUCAAAAUAAUCUGUUUACAUUUCAUACUGGAUGUUGGUGCAACCCCUCAGUACAUCCACUGUCUGAAACCACUCAUUGUAGAGCUCAUCCCUCUGCUUUUCUGCCCUUAGCAAACAAAGUUUGAACAGCGUGAGAUGUGACGUGUUAAGAAUGAUUAAUACUUAUUCUCACUGAUGACAUAAAGGCAUGAAAACUUGUUUCAACCACUGAAAAAAAUUUUUUUUGCCAUCCAUAAAUCAUUAAGUUGGUAUAUGUAUGUUUAUUUCAAAGGGACAAUGCAUAUUAAUUAACAUGAACACUAAAAUUAAUCUUGUAAAUAGCCAGAUGGACUAAUUUUCAUCUGUCGCCCUGCCAGGUUGAUGGCAUAUUAAAUCAAUCAACAAAACCAACUCCCAAAGUUUGACUUCUGGAUGUCAUUUUUCAGUGUCUGAAAUAAACUUCCAUAUACAGAGCAAAGUGGAAAAAAUACUCUAAAAUGAGCUUUAGUCACUGUAUCAGUACAUAGAUGACAGUAACAUGAUAAAAAGUGUAAUAGGUAUCCUUUAAGAUGACUUGCAUUAAUUUCUUGAGCCAAAUUAUUCAUGGACCUCAACAUAACCCUUAUGAGGCAAAUAUGUCAAUCGUUUGCUCCCCUUGGAUUCAAAAAUAAAUCUGUGUGAAUCAUCU